AUGGGUUUCUCUCUAUCUUCCCCUCUCUCUCUCGCCUUCGAUGUAUCCGCUGUCUUCAUCUAUCCAUCUCUCUAUCUCAAACUGUUCUUAUCUAUCUCUCCAUCCAUCCAUCUCUCUCUCUCUCUCCUCCAAACAUUCAUUAUCUAUCUAUCUAUCUAUCUAUCUAUCUAUCUAUCUAUCCAUAUCUCAAACUGUUCAUUAUCCAUCUAUCUAUCCAUCUAUCUAUCUAUCUAUCUCAUCCAUCUAUUGUUCAUUAUCAUCUAUCUAUCUCAUCUAUCCACUGUCUAUCAUUAUCUAUCUAUCUAUCUAUCUAUCUCAAUCUGUUAUCAUCUAUCUAUCAUCUAUCUAUCUAUCUAUCUAUCUAUCUAUCUAUCUAUCUAUCUAUCUAUCAAAACUGUUCAUUAUCUAUCUAUCUAUCUAUUCAUCUAUAUCAUCUAUCUAUCUAUCUAUCUAUCUAUCUCAAACUGUUCAUUAUCCAUCAUCUAUCUAUCUAUCUAUCUAUCUAUCAUCUAUCUCAUCUAUCUAUCUAUCUCAAUCUGUUCAUUAUCAUCUAUCUAUCUAUCUAUCAUCUAUUCAUCUAUCUAUCUAUCUAUCUAUCUAUCUCAAACUCAUUAUCUAUCUAUCUAUCUAUCUAUCUUUUUUUAUUACCUCUCUCUUUUAUUUCUAAAUGUCUCUUUUUAUCUCGCCUCUCUUUUCACUCUGUAUAUCUACCUAUUUUUCUCCGUCACUUUCUCCCUCUUCUUUGAGUCUUUCUCUUUCUUUUUUUCUUUUUUUUUCUCUUUCUCUCACUCGACUUCGCUCUCUGUGUUGUUUCUCAGUCUCAUUCGACCUCUCUGUCCCCCACUCCUAUUUUGUCUAAAUUCUCUAUUUCUCUCUGUCCACCCCUCCUGUUUUAUCAAACCCUCUCUUUCUCUCAUUUUAUUUCUCUAUCAUUUUAUGUUUUUCUCUGCAUUCAUUUUACCUUGUCACCAUCUCACUACAUUUUCUUUCUAUUUUUCUCCGUAUGGCCUUCAACUUGUCGCAUUCUCACUCCCUCCCCCUUGCUCUCUCUCCAUCUCUCUGUAUAACUUUUUAUCACACCCUCUCUUUCUCUCUCCUUUCUCCUAUUUGAUGCACAUUCUCCCAAUGUAUCGCCUCUCUUUCUCUCAUUUUUCUCCUCUUUGUCGCAUCUCCCUACCUCUCCUUCUUCCCUCUUCUCUCUCUCCUUCUCUCUCCCCCUCACACUCUCUCUCCAUUUUCCUGGAUACUUUUUAUUACAACGUCACUUUCUCAUUUCUCCAAAUUGUCGCAUUCUCUCCCUCGCUCUAUCUCCCUCUCUUUCUCCCCAUCUCUCUUGAUACCUUUUAUCACACCCUCUCUUUCUCUUUCUUUUCUUCUAUUUGUCGCAUUUUCUCUCUCUCUCUUUCUUUCUCUCCCGCUCUCUCUUUCUCCCCAUCUCUCUUGAUACCUUUUAUCACACCUUCUCUUUCUCUUUCUUUUCUUCUAUUUGUCGUAUUUUCUCUCUCUCUCUCUUUCUUUCUCACCCGCUUUCUCUUUCUCCCCAACUCUCUUUCUUUCCUCUAUUUGACGAAUUUUCACUCUCUCUCUCUCUCUCUUUCUUUCUCUCCCGCUCUUUCUCUCCCUCUCUUUCUCCACAUUUCUCUGGAUACCUUUUACCACACCCUCCCUUUCUCUUUCUUUUCUUCUAUUUGUCGUAUUUUCUCACUCUCUUUUUCUUUCUCUCUCCCCCUCUCUCUCUCCCAAUCUCUCUGGAUACCUUUUAUCACCCCCUCUCUUUCUCUCUCUUUUCUCCGCAAACGUAUCUAUCUAUCUAUCUAUCUAUCUAUCUAUCUAUCUAUCUAUCUAUCUAUCUAUCUAUCUAUCUAUCUAUCCGAAUCUGUUACUUAUCUAUUUCAGUUUCUUCAUAUCUAUCUAUCUAUCUAUCUAUCUAUCUAUCUAUUUAUCUAUCUAUCUAUCUAUCUAUCUAUCUAUCCGAAUCGGUUACUUAUCUAUUUCAGUUUCUUCAUAUCUAUCUAUCUAUCUAUCAUUCAUAUCUAUCUAUCUAUCUAUCUAUCUAUCCCGAAUCUGUUACUUAUCUAUUUCAGUUUCUUCAUAUUCAUCUAUUCAUCUAUCUAUCUAUCUAUCUAUCUAUCUAUCUAUCUAUCUAUCUAUCCGAAUCUGUUACUUAUCUAUUUCAAUUUCUUCAUAUCUAUCAUCUAUCUAUCUAUCUAUCUAUCUAUCAUAUCUAUCUAUCUAUCUAUCUAUCUAUCCGAAUCUGUUACUUAUCUAUUUCAGUUUCUUCAUAUCAUUCAUCUAUCUAUCUAUCUAUCUAUCUAUCUAUCUAUCUAUCUAUCUAUCUAUCUAUCCGAAUCUGUUACUUAUCUAUUUCAAUUUCUUCAUAUCUAUCUAUCUAUCUAUCUAUCUAUCUAUCUAUCUAUCUAUCUAUCUAUCUAUCUAUCCGAAUCUGUUACUUAUCUAUUUCAGUUUCUUCAUAUCUAUCUAUCUAUCUAUCUAUCUAUCUAUCUAUCUAUCUAUCUAUCUAUCUAUCUAUCUAUCCGAAUCUGUUACUUAUCUAUUUCAGUUUCUUCAUAUCUAUCUAUCUAUCUAUCUAUCUAUCUAUCUAUCUAUCUAUCUAUCUAUCCGAAUCUGUUACUUAUCUAUUUCAGUUUCUUCACAUCUAUCUAUCUAUCUAUCUAUCUAUCUAUCUAUCUAUUUAUCUAUCUAUCUCUCUAUCUAUCUAUCCUCUUCUUUUCUUAUGUAUUUUUUACUGACUUCCUCUCUUUUUCGCGCACGCGCACAAAUGUCCCUUAUGAUCAUGUGCACACCUGCACUCUCAUUAAACCUCUCUGUUUCCCCCUCCUAUUUUAUCUAAAUUUUCUAUUUCGACCUCUCUGUUUUUUUCUAUAUUCCCCCGCCCUAUUUUAUCAAAACCUCUCUUUCUCUGUCGUCUCCGUAUAUCUAUCUCUCACUUAA
Messenger RNA from Acanthosepion pharaonis, 2952 nucleotides. Lineage: Eukaryota; Metazoa; Mollusca; Cephalopoda; Sepiida; Sepiidae. The record is from the annotation of a GenBank genome assembly.